Molecule: messenger RNA, 330 nt
Organism: Pseudogymnoascus verrucosus
Lineage: Eukaryota; Fungi; Ascomycota; Leotiomycetes; Thelebolales; Thelebolaceae
Exons: 1
Coding region: 1-330 (109 amino acids)
Source: RefSeq, a predicted model, not a curated record
AUGUCUGAGAUUGCCCCGACUAUCUCGGGCCAGUUUGACAACAAAUCCGCCUCAUUCGCACCGACAGGACUCUACCAAGCUUCUCUCCCCGACGAACGCAGAUGGGCCGGGCCUAUCUCCAUCAGCUUUCUGGGCAGUGUUGAUAGCGCUCGCUCUGAUGAGCUGUUGUCUGGCAAGCAACCCGCUUGGAAUCCGGCACUUGGGUUCCCGAAAUCGGGCAGUGGCGCACCGGGUGACGACGGAUCUAAUGGAGGAUCGCAAGUUGGCACGCACAUAUACGCUAGCCUGGCAAUGGUAUGGGGCAUAUUGAUGCUAAGCUUGUAUAUAUAA